CCAAUCGUUUAAUCACCCAGAAACACAAAGAAAUAUAGUAUACUCCGUCGAGCUCCGGAAACAAGCACAUCCAACGAACCCAAACCCAAGAUGUUCACCUUCCCAUCACCAGCUGUUCCUCUCACCGUUCUUCUCAUCGCCACGCUCCACGUUGCCGCCAUCCAUGCACAGAUACCCGCCGCUGCAACGACAGGCGCCGCGGUCGCCGCGACAAACCCUCAGUCAGGCAGCGGCAGAGGUGGCGUCGGCGGCGUAGGCGCCGGUGGCCCGGACGACGCGCCUCUAGAGCUCUACAUGCACGACAUUCUCGGCGGCUCGAACCCCACGGCGCGGCCCAUCACCGGCUUGCUCGGCAACAUCUACAACGGCCAGGUCCCCUUCGCGCGGCCCAUCGGCUUCAGCGCGCCCAAGAACGGCGUGCCGAUCCCCAACGCCAACGGCCAGGUCCCCACGUACAACGGCAACACCGGCAUCCCGCUCGACACCGGCCUCUCAGGCGCCGGCUUCCUGCAGCCCGGGAACGGCGGCGCGGCCGCAGCCCCAGCGCAGGUACAGCUUGGCCCCGACGGGCUCAGCCUCGGUUUCGGCACCAUCACCGUCAUCGACGACGUGCUGACGAGCGGGCCCGACCUCGGCGCGCAGCCUCUCGGGCGCGCGCAGGGCGUGUACGUGGCGAGCUCGGCCGACGGGUCGGCGCAGAUGAUGGCGUUCACGGCCAUGAUGGAGGGCGGCGAGUACGGCGACACGCUCAACUUCUUCGGGGUGUACAAGGUGGGCACCCCCUUGUGCCGGCUGUCCAUCACCGGCGGCACCGGCAAGUUCAAGGGCGCCUGCGGGUUCGCCGAGGUGCGCCCGCUCAUCGCCUCCGGCCAGCACGUCACCGACGGCGCAGAGACGCUGCUGCGGAUCACCGUCCAUCUUGCUUAGUUAGCAGGCCGAGUUUGUGGUGGUCUCACGUCCCGAGGUGGUUGUUUUGGACUUGUCAUCAGUAAAUGCAUGUAUUGUUUGUGUCUCGUGUGAAUCAUGGUGCUAUAACUGUGAGUGUGUUUUUGCUUCUGCAGCGACUACGAAUUAUGAAAGCGUAAAUGUUGGGUUAUCCAU
Messenger RNA from Phragmites australis (common reed), 1101 nucleotides. Its product is annotated as dirigent protein 16-like. The record is from RefSeq and is a predicted model, not a curated record. Bases 91 to 927 code for a protein of 278 amino acids. Lineage: Eukaryota; Viridiplantae; Streptophyta; Magnoliopsida; Poales; Poaceae. The transcript has a single exon.